This is a messenger RNA of Aricia agestis (brown argus), 2039 nucleotides long. RefSeq names its product DCN1-like protein 1 (gene SCCRO). The record is from RefSeq and is a predicted model, not a curated record. The transcript is spliced from 3 exons. Gene Ontology annotation, biological process: protein neddylation; positive regulation of ubiquitin-protein transferase activity. Gene Ontology annotation, cellular component: ubiquitin ligase complex. NCBI's taxonomy places the organism in Eukaryota, Metazoa, Arthropoda, Insecta, Lepidoptera, Lycaenidae. Bases 103 to 900 code for a protein of 265 amino acids. Gene Ontology annotation, molecular function: ubiquitin conjugating enzyme binding; ubiquitin-like protein binding; cullin family protein binding.
CAUUUGUGUCGUUGGACUUUGAUUGUUAUUUCAUUUCUUCGAUGUCGAAACAAUAGUGAAAUUAGUGAAAGUCAUCAAUAGGAUUAACAAAAUUUUGUAAAAAUGAAUAAACUGAAAUCAUCACAGAGAGAAAAAGUAAAAAAAUUCGUCCUCUUUACACAAACGAGCGAGAGCACGGCAAUUAAUUGUCUAUCACAAAAUGAUUGGAAAUUGGACAUAGCGAGUGAUAACUACUUUCAGAAUCCUGAUGCAUAUUACAAAGACCCCGUGAAGGCGUCUGUGGACAGGAAGAAACUGGAGCUGCUGUUCAACAAGUACAGAGAUCAGCAGGAGGGCGACAAGAUCUCCGUGGACGGCGUCAUGAAAUUUCUGGAGGACUUGAACCUGUGCCCGGAGUCUAUACUAGUUCUCAUUAUCGCGUGGAAGUGCAAAGCUGCAGUGCAAUGUGAAUUCUCCAAAGAGGAGUUCACGACGGGCCUGCUAGAACUAGGAGUGGACAGCAUAGACAAACUAAAGGCCAAGCUCCCAACACUAGAGCUAGAAUUAAAAGAUCCAAAUAAAUUUAAAGAUUUCUACCAAUUCACAUUUAACUAUGCCAAGAACCCCGGUCAGAAGGGAUUAGAAUUAGACAUGGCGAUAGCGUAUUGGAAUAUUGUACUUCGUGGGAGGUUCAAGUUUUUAGAUGCUUGGUGUAAAUUUUUAACGGAUCAUCAUAAGAGAUCUAUACCGAAAGACACAUGGAACCUACUUUUAGAUUUUGCAACACAAAUAGAUGACGGUAUGAGCAACUAUGAUGCAGAGGGCGCCUGGCCCGUUCUCAUCGAUGACUUCGUAGAGUGGUGCCAAAAGCAGGAGCUGACGGCUAACGGUGUCCAAAACACGGAGCCGGUGUCCGGCUAGCUGAUGCUGUAUGACUACAAACAGAAUGAGGCGAGAACACAACCCACAGCUCACAAGAACAACCCAAAUCAAAGAACAAACUCUCCGAGACUAAAAACUGUCUUAUAUAUUCUCUCUCGUCUGAUUCUGUAUAGUCUACUAAUAUGUACAUUUGAAUGGGUUGCAGAUGUCUUUUUCGAUCUACGAAGCUGACUAAACAUAAACUCACAUUUAAGUUUAUUCAAAGAAUUUCUAACAUCUAAAAUAACAGUAGGGGUUGUUUUGUCUUAAACUGUAUGACUAAUGUUAUAAAUAUAACAUACACUUUACAAAAUAUGCAAUAAGACACUGUCUGUAAAAUAGUAGUAGAGGCAAAAAAUAUUAUUUGAUUUGCCACCUUUUAUAAAAGUUUCAAUUCUAUCCUAUGAUCGAAGCUGAAACUAAAUAUUAAUGUUAUGUGAUUACAUUCAGUUUUAGACUAGGCAAGCUCUUUCUGCCUUUCUAAUUGUUAGAUAAAGCUCUCAAUCCGAACGUCCGCUAGAUAAUUUCAAUUUUCAUAAAUUAUAUCUUCUAAUAUAUUUUAAUGUUAAAAAUGUAGCAAGGUUUUUUAAGAUUUUUUUAAUAAAUCUGAUAUUAAUACUUGUGUUAUAUCAUAAUCUGUGAAGAUUUAAAAUUAAGAUGUAAAUAUGUACAUACCAAAUAUUGAUAUUAAUUUUUCUUAAUACAGUUAUUGAAUUUAAAUGUUGAUUCAGAAAACGACUAACAAUUAUUUUUAAUGGAUGUUUCAAAAUUUUCAAUUUUCAGAGAAUCAAAAUUUUAUUUGCACUUUGCAACAAACAUUUUUGAACCCACUUUAUUUUGCCUGUUAGUUGUGGUAUUGAACCCUAAUUUCCGGGGUUGCUAUUGUCAAAAUUGAAAAGGAGGACUCUAUUAAAGUUGUAUUAGUGAGACUUGCUGUAUUAAAUAAGCAAUUUAGGCAAUAUUUUAAAUAUCGAAUAUUUACAAUGUGUAAUAUUUUUUAGUUUACCCAUUAGGAAUGUUGUAAAGUCAUCAAUCUGAAACAUUAUUGUAAGUGAUAAUGCAGUAAAAGUAUCAUUUUACUGUUUGUUUUAAGUUUUUCUGUUUUUUUAAUGAUUUUUGUGACUAAAUUAUUUAUCGAU